Messenger RNA from Ichthyophthirius multifiliis, 1061 nucleotides. Its product is annotated as zinc finger protein c3h, putative. Lineage: Eukaryota; Ciliophora; Oligohymenophorea; Hymenostomatida. Gene Ontology annotation, molecular function: mRNA binding; metal ion binding. The transcript is spliced from 7 exons. The record is from RefSeq and is a predicted model, not a curated record. The annotation marks the transcript as partial.
UAUAGAAAUAUUUAUUAUAUAAAAAAAUCUCACAAAAUAUAUGAUUCCAAACCAAUAAUAAAUUGUUGACACAAGUAAAUUUAAAACUUAACUUUGUAAACAUUUUAGUGCAAGCAGAACAUGUCCUAAAAAAAAUGAAUGCUGUUUUGCACAUGGUGAACAUGAAUUAUAGAUGGGAAAUCAAAAAAAGACAUUUAUAAAUAUUCCAACUAAUUAAUAUUAACAGUCAGUUAAUAUAGCAUAAUCUAAUUAUAAAUCAAUAAUGUGUAGAUCUUAUAAUGAAUUAACAGGUGAAUGUAAUUGUAAAUAUGAGAGCAGAUGUAAUUUCGCUCAUAAUAAACAAGAAUUAAGAGUAAAAAACCCAUACUAAAAUGUAUAAUAUCCUUAAAUGAAUAAUUAAAUAGAUAUGAAUAUGUUAGCAUAUUAAUAAUAGCAAUAAUAAAUUGAAUAGUUAAACUAUAUUUAAUAAUAAAUUGUUAGUUCGUUUCUUAUGAAUUUAAAUAGUUUUAUUAUGUAACUCAAUUAAUUUUUCCCAAAUGAAAGUGUUCUUACAAACGCAGAUUAGUUAAAUAGAUUAGGAAACUAUAAUGAAGCAUAUAAUUUGUUAUCUUAAUUUUUAAAAGACCCUAAUAAUGAAAAGAAAUAAGAAUAAGCUUAACAAUUGGAAAAAAUUUACAAGGAGUUCCUUAGUGCUUAGAGCCCAGAAUAAAUACAAAUGUAAUUGAUGAUGAUUUAAAAUAUGAACCCUAUAAACCCAAUUAAUUAAAUGGGUCCAAUUAAUCAAAUGAGUCAUAUUAAUUAAAUGAAUUCUAUUAAUUAAAUGAAUCCUAAUUAAUUGAUGAUGAUGAAUUAAUUAUAAAUGGGAAUGUAAUAGAAUAUGCCAUACUAAUUUUAAAAUAGUCCUUAGUAAUUUUGAUAAUAAUAUAUAUUUUAAUUUAAUAUAUAUGAGAUAUAUAUUUUAUUUAAUACUUAUAUUUAUUAUUAUUUUUAUAGUAUGCAUAAUAAAAAUAUUAUUUGCACGUUUUUUCUUAUUUAUAAAUAUUAAAUAUUUUAUUUAAUUU